AUGUAUACUGGUAUGCUGGUAAGCAAUGUGUGCAGAGUAGUGAGUAAUGGACAGGUUGUCCUGUCUGCAGAGAGGGGAAGCCCGGAGCUCAGCUUAGGAUAUUUUGAGGAUGAAUUAAAAAACGAGCUAGCUUGGUCAGAGAAGAAAAGAUCGGCUCUUCACGUGAGCCUAAGGAAUGCACACCAUGCCUUGCAACAUCAGAAGCACUGCUUACAACAGCAAGAAAACGACAUAGUCAACAGCGAUGUGACACUUGAACAUUUGUUGCUGAGGCAAGAGCGUUUGGAAUCAAGAUUUUCUUACUUGAAACACAACAACUUAUGCCCAGGCUUUGUCAGUCGAGAUAUAGUUCAAACUAAAGAACACCAGUGUUUUGAUUACUUACCAGCGAAGAUUGAUUCCAGUAGAAUUACUGAUUUAGAAAGGGAAAUAAAUGAGAUCAAAAUGAAGAUGAGAAGAUAUUCUUUGUUGAAGGAAAAUAACUUCCACAGAUGGAACUUAUUUGAAGAAAGGAAAAACGAAGAAGCAGAGAUGCAAGAAGAACUGAGACAACAUGCAGAACUCAUGGAAGCUAAAUGCAGCAACGCAGAACGUGGGAGAGAAGCCCUGGAUCUGGAGAACACGUCACUUCAUUCUGGACUUUACCAAGCAAAAGUCACCUCCAAGAAACUGGAGAAGGAAUGCGUGAAGCUUCAGUCUCAAAUAGUGGCCAAUAGAAAUAUUAAUGAGAGCCUUCAUCUUGAAGUGUCAGCUCUGAAGAAGCACAGUCAUACAUUGGAAAAUGCUGUCAAAGCAUCAGCAAGUGAAAAUAAAUCACUCCAUUCAGAAAUUGAAAAUCUGCAUCAGGAAAAUCAGAGUCUGUGUUCUCAAAAAGAACUUUUGUUUAGCAUAAUGAAGAAAAGGGGAAAAAAUAAACAUCACUAUGAGGAGCAAAGCAAAAGCACCAUCAAAAUGAGCACCUAA
Nanorana parkeri is the source of this 963-nucleotide messenger RNA. Its product is annotated as coiled-coil domain-containing protein 114-like. The coding region runs from base 1 to 963 and encodes 320 amino acids. The transcript has 7 exons. The record is from RefSeq and is a predicted model, not a curated record. Lineage: Eukaryota; Metazoa; Chordata; Amphibia; Anura; Dicroglossidae.